AUGGGCAAGAACGACAAGAAGCCGGCCGACAAGAAGGACGGGGGCAAGUCUGCUGGAGGGAAGAAGGGUGCCAAGGGUGAGAGCGACGACAAGGGCGGCAAGGCGGCCAAGGGCGCGCAGUCCAUCAAUGUCCGGCACAUCUUGUGCGAGAAGCAUGCCAAGAAGGAGGAGGCUUUGGCUAAGCUGAGAGACGGAACCAAGUUUGAUGAGGUGGCGAGAGAGUUCUCCGAGGACAAGGCAAGACAAGGUGGUGCUCUGGGCUGGAAGACAAAGGGUAGCCUGGACCCAAAGUUCGAGGACGUUGCGUUUGCUCUGAGCGCCAGUACAACGGCGAGCCCCGUCUACGGAGAGGCCAAGACGGAGUUUGGAUACCACAUCAUCAUGGUUGAAGGCAGGAAAUAG
Colletotrichum abscissum is the source of this 402-nucleotide messenger RNA. RefSeq names its product peptidyl-prolyl cis-trans isomerase PIN4. The transcript is spliced from 4 exons. Gene Ontology annotation, molecular function: DNA binding; peptidyl-prolyl cis-trans isomerase activity. Lineage: Eukaryota; Fungi; Ascomycota; Sordariomycetes; Glomerellales; Glomerellaceae. Bases 1 to 402 code for a protein of 133 amino acids. Gene Ontology annotation, biological process: rRNA processing. Gene Ontology annotation, cellular component: nucleus. The record is from RefSeq and is a predicted model, not a curated record.